Molecule: messenger RNA, 2832 nt
Organism: Loa loa (African eye worm)
Lineage: Eukaryota; Metazoa; Nematoda; Chromadorea; Rhabditida; Onchocercidae
Exons: 21
Coding region: 1-2832 (943 amino acids)
Biological process (GO): positive regulation of TORC1 signaling; cellular response to amino acid starvation
Cellular component (GO): cytoplasm
Molecular function (GO): protein binding
Source: RefSeq, a predicted model, not a curated record
AUGUUCCGAGACAUACGUUGGCUGAGCAGUCGUCGACAACAAUUUAUUGCUCUUUCUACAGAACAGAUGGCAUUUUAUGAAGAUGUUGGUGAGGUUCGACCAAAGUUACUUCAGUGUUUACCGUUCAACCAGACCAACGAGCUGGAACAUCUACAAUGUUUCGACCUGAGCCCUUUGUCUGAUGAGGCCUUAGCAUUGGGCUAUGCAAAUGGCAAAGUAGUAAUAACUAAGGUAGCUGCUGAACCAGAUAUUAAUAAUCUAAACGAUACUGUGGAAUUAGUGUCUGAUGUGGUGAAGUCAGUUGCCUUCUUAAACUUCAGUCCAAUAACAGAUACUUACUUGGCUGCAUGCUUAGAAGGUGGACGUUCCCAAGAUUAUACUGUCUGCGUGUGCGACAUCAGCAUUCCGAAACUGCAUGUUUUUUGUGUUAACUGUAAUGAACGCGUGAUGGAUUUGACUUGGCUCAGGAAUGAUCCAAGUAUGCUGUGUUUGGGAUGUUCACGCUCAAUGAAAUUUUUUGAUAUACGAGAAGGUGCGCGACCAAUUUAUUCCAUACCUGUUUCAAAUCAAGUGCGAAGCGUAACUGCUGGUGAUGUACAUUUUUGCAUUGCUUGCAUCAUUGAAGAUUUUGCUUGUAUAUACGACCGAAGGCAUUUGAAAUCUCCCUUGUAUAGGAAGCAAAUUUCCUAUUUUAAGAAGAAUGACGCUGGUGCUGUAAAAAUAUUGUGGAAUCCCCAUUCCCCAACUUGUUUGUCGUGCUUCCGCCGAAAUUCUAGGGUUGUCACAGAACUGAUAUCACCAUAUGAAAGCAUUCUAGAAGAACAUAGCAUAACAGAAAUUCCAAACUUUCCAAUGUCGGAUGCAAUUGAUUUGGUACAAGGUGGAUUUCGUGGCACUCGAUAUUCGGAGGACAUAUGCUCUAUGAAGUUAUCACAUCCUUACUUAGAAUUGAGUUAUAAGUUCUUCGGCAUUUCGAGAGUUUCUGGAUUUAGCUGGCAUCCUGAAAAUUGUGAUCGUUUAUUGGUGGUGGCACCAGAUGGAGGACGUGGCGCGUUUGAAGUCAGACUUGCUACGGUUAACAAGUUUGUGACAGGCGAUUAUUCAUCACAGGGCUUUGUUGCCCAUGCAAGUGGUUGUCAGCUUUAUGUGCGCAAUGCAGAUCCAGUAAUUGAUGAAUCAGCAGAUAUAUCGUUUGUGAUGAAGAGUCGUGCUGCCAGAAAUUUUGGCUCUCCUUCAAGCACUACCUUAGAAGCAUAUACACGAUCUUGUAAAGAGAUCAUCGAUUCUUGUCCAUAUUCAACAUCUGAAGUGAAAUGGCUAUGGAAAUGGAUACGCCACAUGAUUAAUAUCGUGGAUUGGAAACCAUGUAUCUAUGGGACAUUGUUUCCUGGUGUUAUGGAUAUAAUGCAGUACAGUUUAGAUCCGGACAAAGAUGAACUUACUACGGAACAAGUGUUUAUUUUUGAUUCAUUCCUCGGACACAUCGUAUUGUACAGAGGGAAAGAAAGAGAUCGGGUGCUUCGUAUAUGUGGUUGGCCUGCUCUUGGAGACACCAUACAACUCGAUGCAUUUAUUGAUGAAAACGUAAUAGAAAGGAGAACGCAAAGUCGGGCAGUAGCUGCAGCGCUCGUUACAGCUAAUUCACCCAGGAUGGAAAAAACUCUGAAUUUGAUGUUGGAGAAGGCUAGAGAGUCAAAUGACGAAGGUCUGCUGGAGUUGGAAGCUUUUCAAGAAGCUUUGCAGAAUUACCAAGAGUUGCGAGAACAAUGGGAAUCGUUUUCCGAAAGUCUCAGAAGCACUAUCAAGGAUCCGUAUUUCAAUAUGAUUUUAACAUUUCUAGAUAGCCGUCGUGAUAAUUCUUCUGACCUCCACUGCAUUAUCUGUCAGCAAGACAUUCCGUUAGAAGACAGGAUUGCUUUCGCUGCCAUUCACUUUAGCGACCAAUGUUUUAUGAAGUCGAUGAGGGAGUUAUUCACAGAUGCGUGUUUAUACCGGUCACUUUUUGGCUUGCUCAUCAUUGGUAUUUCGUAUGAAAGGGCUACUCAUGACUUGUUAUCUCAAUACGUGGAUUACACGGGAGACAUACAAACAGCUACAGUUCUAUUGGUAGUGGGCCGUUGUUUUGUGAAAGAACAAUCCUGGCCUGUAGCUUAUUCGGCCGAAGGGAUUGCUAGCAGUGAUUUCGAGUUACUGGCUGUUGAGAAUAAUGAAACAUUCACUGAAUUAGAUGAACAUAUGAGACGCAGUUGUACCAUUGUGUGUGAUUAUCUGGACAUGCUAAACACAUGGGAUUUGUGGGUGCAGAGGGCUCGUCUUGAUUGUAUACUUGGAUGGAGACGAGAUACCGUCCCACCAGAAUCAAGAAUGAAUCGGAAUACUGUGCAGGCUGAAAUUUGUUGUCAGUUUUGUCUCCAGAAUAUUGCAUUAGAUAAGUCGGAUAUCUUAGCAAGUUCCGUAUCUUCUGCAGUACUCGUACCUGCAACCCGAUCAAACAUUUCGACAACACCAUCAACUGCUCCGUCAAUUCCAGCUCGAGAAAUGGCAUGUCCCCGUUGUUUGAAGCCACUUCCUAAAUGCAUACUGUGUCGUAGACACAUGGGUUCAUAUGUGCAGACAGAAUGUCAUGAACUUGGCCUCUUAUCUUCUUGGUUCACUUGGUGUCAGAAAUGCCGUCACGGAGGUCACAUGGCACAUUUGUGGCACUGGUUCAACGGUCAUGUAGAGUGCGCGGCAAGUGGUUGCUUAUGUAACUGCAAAAUGGAAGACAUCGAUGUCGUCGGAUUAAAUGUUGAACCACCGCAGCCUUGUUUAUUUUGUGAAGAUUCGUGCUAA